This is a messenger RNA of Acanthisitta chloris (rifleman), 1489 nucleotides long. RefSeq names its product adrenoceptor alpha 2C (gene ADRA2C). The record is from RefSeq and is a predicted model, not a curated record. Gene Ontology annotation, biological process: platelet activation; regulation of vasoconstriction; adenylate cyclase-activating adrenergic receptor signaling pathway. The annotation marks the transcript as partial. Gene Ontology annotation, cellular component: membrane. Gene Ontology annotation, molecular function: alpha2-adrenergic receptor activity. The transcript has a single exon. Lineage: Eukaryota; Metazoa; Chordata; Aves; Passeriformes; Acanthisittidae.
AUCGUGGGGAAUGUGCUGGUCGUCAUAGCUGUGCUCACCAGCCGGGCGCUGAGAGCUCCUCAGAAUCUCUUCUUGGUGUCCCUGGCCAGCGCGGACAUCCUGGUGGCUACUUUGGUCAUGCCUUUUUCCUUAGCAAACGAGCUUAUGAAUUAUUGGUACUUUGGCAAGGCUUGGUGUAACAUUUACCUGGCGCUGGAUGUGCUCUUCUGUACCUCGUCCAUUGUCCACCUGUGUGCCAUCAGCCUCGACAGGUAUUGGUCGGUCACACAGGCGGUGGAGGACAACCUCAAACGGACACCCCGGCGGAUCAAGGCCAUCAUCCUCACCGUCUGGCUCAUUUCAGCCAUCAUCUCCUUCCCGCCAUUGAUCUCCGUGUACCGGGACCCCGAAGGAGAUGUCUUUCCCCAGUGCAAGCUCAAUGACGAGACAUGGUACAUCCUUUCUUCUUGCAUUGGCUCUUUCUUUGCCCCCUGCCUCAUCAUGGUGUUGGUCUAUAUCCGCAUCUACCGCGUGGCCAAGCUAAGGACCAGGACCCUCUCUGAGAAGCGUACGAUGCCGGAGGGGUCCUCCCAGACUGAGAAUGGCUUGAGCCGUGCUGCUGCCGGCUGCACGUCCCUGAGGAUGCAGCUGGGAGAGAAUGGACAUUAUUCGGUGCACCACUGGCGCAAAGCCUCUGAGCUGGAGGACAUUGAGCUGGAGGAGAGCAGCACCUCAGAGAGCAGGCGGAGGCGGAGCCGGGAGGAGCAUCCCCGCAAAAGCAGCAAGAGCCAGUCCUUCUCCUACUCAUACUCCUCCAAGCACUCUAGUAGCCGUCUGUCCCGCGCCAGCAAUCGCUCCAUGCAGUUUUUCUCAUAUCGCCGUCGCCGGAAGCGUAGCAGCAUCUGCCGUAAGAAAGUUGCCCAGGCCCGGGAGAAACGCUUCACUUUUGUGCUGGCUGUGGUCAUGGGGGUCUUUGUAGUUUGUUGGUUCCCUUUCUUCUUCAGCUACAGCCUCUAUGGUAUUUGCCGGGAGGCAUGUGAGGUCCCCGAGACUCUCUUCAAGUUCUUCUUCUGGAUUGGGUAUUGCAAUAGCUCCCUCAACCCAGUCAUCUAUACCAUCUUCAACCAGGACUUCCGCAGGUCCUUUAAACACAUUCUUUUUAAGAAGAAGAAGAAGAACUUCCGGCAUUGAGCUGGAGGGAUGGAUUUGCCUUGAGCAGGAGUAGAGUUAAAAGAGAAGGCUCUGUGCUGGAAAAGAAGGGAGGGAAGAGAACAUGGGGCUUGGGCUUAGGGAGAAGGAAGAGGGCUUGCCCCCUCAGUGGAGCGGAGUGAAUGCUGCGGGAUGUGGGGACGGUGUCAGAGAGGCUGAGGGCAAUCACUGUGGUGCAGAAUGGUGACAUGGUGCUGGAGGAGCAGUGCUGGAGUGUGGAUGGGUAAAUGGAGAGGGGAGUGAUUGUCUUUGAACCCUGAUGGGGAGGGGAUGGGGAGCCCGCAGAGGAAAACAGGCUAAG